AUGGACUUGCCCAAUCCUGAUGAAGCAACACCAACAGUCGACUGGACGGAUGAACCAACAUUUACACUCGGCUUGCAAGAUGAAACAGAACUCGACUUGGAGGAUGAACCAACACCAACACUCAACUUGGAGGACUUUUACGGCUACAACAGCAUGAUGGAGUAUCUGAGAAACCUGAGCCAGACCUACUGUUGCACAGUGACCCGCCAGUCGCUGACCACCACCUACGAGAACCGAUCCGUUGAGCUCGUGAAGAUCUCGGACGGGCAGGGGACGUCGGAAAAGAAGGUCAUCCUGCUGGAUGCGGGUACCCACGGCAACGAAUGGAUAACCACCACAGUGGCCCUGAAGAUUGUACACGAGCUGGUGGUGAAUCAGGAUGCGCAUGCCAGACUCCUAGAGUCCUGUGACUGGUACGUACUGCCCAUGGUCAAUCCGGAUGGCUACACGUACUCGCUGGAGCAGAAACUCAAGCUCUGGCAGAAGAACCGCUCCCCGCACGGGGGCCAGUACGGAACCAAUCUGAAUCGCAACUAUGACACGCACUGGAACUUGACGGAAGAUGCCCCAACACACAGCCAAUACUAUCCAGGGAGCUCCGCAUUCUCCGAGUUGGAAACCUUGGCAGUCGGUGGUCUCAUGCGAGAUCUGGUGGAGACGAAACGCGAGUUCCUCUACAUAACUCUGCACACAGAGAACAAGUCGAUCUUCUAUCCUUCGGUGUUCGAUACGAAGACAGGCAAGACGGAUGGGCUCCUCCAUGCUAUAGCUCAAUUGGCCAGUGGCGCAAUAUUCGAAAAGACGAGGUCGGUGUACGUCCCCAGCCUGGCCUAUGGAUACGACGGUGUUGGCGGCACCAGCCUGGACUACGCCUACGAAGUCGGCAUCCCAUUGCUAUUUGCCUUUGAGAUGCCCGAGAUGAGGGCGGAGGCUGAAAGCAAAACCACCUUCAUCACCCAUCAGGCCAUGGAGGGUUGGGAGGGAGUCAGGCAUCUGGCGUUGGGGGCGCUCGAAAUGUAUAGCCCCAGUAAAAGCAGUUCCAACACCACCAGUCCACCAUCUGAUGGCUCGAAACACGCCAAUUCGACCUGUGCCCCAGCCACGAAUGAUGCCCCAUCUGUAGAUGGGAGCUUUGGUCUUCCCGCAGCCACUUUCAGUGCGCUUCUGGCAUAUCUGGCCUUGGCAGUGAUGUAG
This is a messenger RNA of Drosophila persimilis, 1194 nucleotides long. RefSeq names its product zinc carboxypeptidase. NCBI's taxonomy places the organism in Eukaryota, Metazoa, Arthropoda, Insecta, Diptera, Drosophilidae. Gene Ontology annotation, biological process: proteolysis. Gene Ontology annotation, molecular function: metallocarboxypeptidase activity; zinc ion binding. Bases 1 to 1194 code for a protein of 397 amino acids. The record is from RefSeq and is a predicted model, not a curated record. The transcript has 2 exons.